GCUUGUUUGGCACAAUUUGUACAUGAUUCACAUUCACGGUUCUAACAAAGUUUAUAAAUCAUCAUAAUUUACUAGAACCUUUCGGAGAGGGCGAAUAACCGCAUAUGCACAACGAUGAUUACAUGAAUGCAGAACUGUCAACGCGUGCUUGUUAUCAGCUGUCUUGUUCAAAAGAUAAACAAUAAAUCAAGCUUUUUACCGUGAAAUGCAUGAAAUAUGCUAUUGUGGCACCCCCAUGUGAAAAAACAGCAAGUGACAGUUGUCAUGUUUGCGGUAAAACGAGCACCAACUUGUUAGUUGCGUUGCAGUGAAGAAAACUUAACUAUUUUACUGAUUGACAAAAACAGUGUUCUUUGUGCACUAUAUAAACAAGUGAAUUGCUGAACAGUAGGACUAUUUAUUGUUGAUGCUUACGUAACCAGGAUGGAGUCUGACGAACACCACGAGGAUUUUUCCGCUAGCGAUUUGUUCGAGGCUAAACACGAAACUAUACUAGAGGAAACAAUCGUCGAGGAGAUUCCACUAGAGCAGCACUUAGCGUCGGAUUUCUUGCAUUCGUACAACGCAGCCUAUGAACAGAGCAUCGGUCCAGAAGAUGCUGCCCUGGUGAAUCGGUUUGAAGUUUUCAAAUGCUUUUUCCGUGGCCAACCUAUCCGAAACCCGGAAUGUUGUUGGACCGUUCGAUCCAGCACACCGACAGAAUUCCAGGACUACUUGUACAUACUAGCGAAGCCGUACAUGAAGCGAAGUGUAGAGUUUCGAACACAAUAUGAACCUGUCUGGUCGUCGACAGAGGUUCCCACGAGAGAAGAUUUACCGAAAUACAUUAUGUUUAAGGAUCAUACAUCGAAGAGGACGUAUUCCAUGCAAAAAGUUGAUGAGUACAUGCUUGAACGAUGGUCGCAUAAAAAAAUUGCCGUUCAGCUGUACGUAUAUGGGAAGCAUAUUCUCAAUAGAAACGCUUACGAAAUAAUGAAAACCAAAUUACUGGGGACUUCUUCCGAUUAUUCAAAAGCUAGCACGAAAUAUGAUCAGAAGCUGCAGGGGAUGGUUAGACGGUUGAAGAAAAUUCACUUUCAACGGUUUGUUCCAAAAAAUGAAGAAGCGUUCACGCUAUGGGCCCGUCACAUUUUGCAAGCUCCAAUCCGUCAACAAAUUACUCUUAGUUACGAGACACCGCCCGAAUCACUGCUAGAGAAUUUCGUGGUUUUAAAGAAAGCUACAAAUCCGAGAAAGCUUAAAAUUAAGGGACCAGCUCAACGCAGACACUGUUCCGAUGGGUACGGGUUCGAGGAGGAAGUUCAGGUCUUGCGAAAUACUGUAACGCAAAUGAGAGACCUAGUCGAAAUGCUGGAUCGACGUGUUGAAUUGCUAGAGAAGAAGUGCCAUGGCUUUAAUCAAACUAUUCUGCAGGGUGGCGUUCCGGAGAAAGAGAACAGAGAGCAUAGCGAUGACGAAGAUGGCGAUGAUGCAGAAGCGGACGAGAAUAUGGAAAAUGAUGAACCGGUUAUCGAUAUUCCAUUCGAGUCAGACCUGCUCGACCCCGAUUCGGUAGCUCUAAGUGGAAGACACGAUCCGGAUCCUUUGCUUGACGAAAUUAAGGAGGAAAGUGAUAGUAGUUGGUAACGUUACUGGAGCGAAACGGUAGCAAAUAAUAUUGGUUCAAGCUUUCUAGUUAUUAUUGUUAAAUCAACAUUUUAAUCCUUUUGUCAAU
Messenger RNA from Wyeomyia smithii (pitcher-plant mosquito), 1714 nucleotides. RefSeq lists its product as uncharacterized. Lineage: Eukaryota; Metazoa; Arthropoda; Insecta; Diptera; Culicidae. The record is from RefSeq and is a predicted model, not a curated record. The transcript has 2 exons. The coding region runs from base 424 to 1626 and encodes 400 amino acids.